AGAUCAGUGUAGGGAGUUUUCGCGGAACAAUUCCCCGUCUUAUGAAUAACGACGAAUUACCAGCAACUGCCGAAAAUGCGAAAGGACUACUCUUGACAUCUUUGAAACCAUCAUUAACGGACUGAACAUUGGUUUGGUACGGGAGAUAGCUGCUACUGAGGGAUCCAUUCGGUCAUGACUCAAACGGAGACGCGUGCAUGUAUACGUAUACCAUUGUUGUUCGGGUGUCAUUUCUCGUAAAAGCCAGGUCUCGCAACCUUACGACGAGCUACGACUGACAAAGAUUGCCGGCCAGAUCACAACAAUAUAUAUCAUGGGACACUCUUUUAUCCGUUGAGUCGACUGCAUCACAUCACUUGUUGAAGCGACCUGUCAAGGAAUUCGUUUUGCUGCAACAACCGACGUCGCAACAUGUCCUAACUCAUAGUUCAUGCCGAAAAGGACUAAUGCAACCAAAAUGAAUAUCUUCAAAUCUAAACGAAAGUCUCUGACCAUUACGGAAAAGGAUCCGACACACAAGGUCCUAUAUCUCGGCAAUGUCCACACUGCAAUGAUGAAGGGGGAGGGCUGCGUGGAUAAGCCGGUGAAUAUCAUUUGGAAGAACUACGAGCGCUCCGCAAGCGCGGGGAAAGACAUGGAAUUGACCGUGACUGCGUACGGCAUGAAAGUGAAAACUCGAGAUCAGGGAUUCACGGAGUACCGGGCACAUAGGAUUACAUACGUUAUUGCCCCUCCGCAAUAUCCGAAGCUAUUCGUCUGGGUUUAUAGACAUGAAGGCAAAAAGAUGAAAGUAGACUUAAGGUGCCAUGCUGUGUUGUGUAAAAACGAAUCGAAAGCCAAAGCUAUAGCUGUGAUGUUGCAUGAAAAACUGUCUCUUGCGUUGCGCGCGUUCAUGACGGAGAAAAAUUCAAAACAACGAGCACGGCUUUUGAUGCAACGAACGAAAUCUCUCCCUAAGCCUGGUGGUGCUAUGCCUUUGAGAAAGAAACUGUUGAGCACUGCCGAAAAUUUCAAACCUUCCGUCGAAAAGUCGUCUUCUGCGCCAAAACUGAACGACAUCUCGGAAGGUGUGGAGCCAGAGGACUACGAGGCAGACGACAGAUGUGCAGAAGCGAACUGCGCAUGUAUGCUGUCGCUGGAGGAGGAAGAGGAUGAAUUUGACCCCGAGGACUAUGUUGUGCGGUCAGAUUUGGGGAGCGUAGCUAGUGAUAGUAGCAGCGGUGAUGCGGUCGUGCUACAAGACCCAAUGGGCGACGACACUGAAUCUGAUUUCGAAAAGGACAAUGAUGUUGUGGAUGACUUAGAUUUGUUGCAGUCACGAAUUGUCGCUUUAGAAGUGGGAAAUGACAUUGACAAAUUGAAAAAUGACCAAGCUGUCCUCUCUUCGAUGCAGAAUCCUGACUCUGAUGUUGAUGAUGCAGAUUCUGGUUUUUCAGAGCAAAAGGAGACCACGUAAUUGAUUUUUAAGCUAGUUCAGGGAAGGAUGAGGUCGAUUUCGACUACGGUUAGCCGGCAUACCUUGAUCAUAAUCUAUGACGGUAUUCUGAUGAUAGAAUCUAUGAAGAGUCCAUGGCAGAUUCGACUUGGUCGUUUCGAUGAUAGGCUACUAUAUAUUGAAGGUAGAGUGGACUGUGACAUUAGGAUCAACGUAUAGAGGAUGUAUGAAUACAUUGAGACAAAAAAGCUUAGUGUUUUUUCUCUCGUAGUGAUCAAUGCCAAUCAAGCUGUUUUCUUACUAAGCUCAUGUCACAUCCAAGGUCCAAGAAAGUAUAAAAAUUCAUCCUUAUAUUGUUGUGUAGCUCUUGAAAAUCAGAAGGCUGCCAUUAGCAGCUGGCCUUACUGGUCUGUGUAUGAUGUACACUGUAUAUAUUCCAUGUAAAAAUCGCUCAACGUUUUAUAUUUGAUGGUGCAAUAUUCAAUACUGAUUAUGUUCAAUUCAGGUUACCGGUAUAUCUAAGUUUGCCAUGUUUUUGUCCAUUGAAAUCUUUAAGGAGACAUGCCGUCAUGCACAGCUUACUUCCUCUAACUUUAUCACGGUUUGAGAUAUAUUAUCCCGAUCAGACAGAUAGAAAGAAAGAUUAUGAAUCUGAUUAUCCACGAUAACACAAUUUAUAUUUUGUUAUGACGCGUCUGAGAUAGAAACGCACAGAGGUAGCAGAAGUCGCUAACAUCUGCGUGUCACAGAAGUUUGUUGUCUUCACAUAGAAAAACAUUUCUUGUUGUUGUCGUCAGUAGCAUUGUAAUGUUUGAGUUUUAAACGACAAAUUCCCACAAAACAAAACGUUCGAUUUUAUACCAUCAUUUUGAUUUUAAAGACCGAUGCGAGACGAUUUCGCAGCAUUGCACUUUGUUUUAUCAGUAAGAGGUUGCUUUAAUAACCCGUUCUUAUGCUUGUUUUAACCCUCUUCAGGCGUGUAAUUCAAACCUUCCCGAGCCUUAUAGUUCAACUAUCGACCUCUUGCACUUAUGUGUGGAAGAGGAACCGAAAGUGGUUUCGAAUACACCAAAACGCGCGGCAGACACUAUAGCCUACACUAUCAAGGUACAUGUAUAACAUUCUUGAUAUUCCUUUGUCAGUACUGUCUUUUCAGAUAUGUUCAGGACAUACAAGGCAAUGCCAUGCACUCUAUAAUACAGACAAGGCAAUGCCAUGCACUCUAUAAUACAGACAAGGCAAUGCCAUGCACUCUAUAAUCCAGGAAGUUGACACUUCCAUGCUAAAAUAAGGCUGUGUACUUAUGUACAUAGAUGUUUUAUUUGGUGCUAACAUUCUUAACAUUCUCACCAAAAUACAAUGUUAGUACAAAAUGUAUAUAUUAUAUUAUGUACGUUGGUUGAAUCUUGUCUUGAAAUGUCCAGGUUCCGUGAUGCUUUGUGAUAAGUUAGUUACUGCGGACGUCCCCAAUACCAAGAAUCUAAGAUAUGCUUGUUAAUACGGACAUAUCGUUUUAUGGCGUCAGACACAUUUCCUCAAAUGGUAAAAGUUGGACAGGCAGUCUUGAAGUUCGACCUCGUUGAGCCUUGCGUGUCAAGAUGCUGUUCAACCUGACGCUUGUCAACCCUUUUAAUAACACGUGACACAUCAGACGGUUAACGCCCACACCCAUCACUGCGUGGCAGAUGUUUGAUCACUGUGCCGUCUGUCGUCGACAUGCUAAACUAUUAGUUUGAUUACAUUAUUUUGACCAGUCUCUCACACUAUUCUUUUUCCCAAUUCUCAUACGAGUUCCUGGUUCUCAAUGUAAAUACAGUAUUAUGACAUAACCCCAGCCAUGAACGUCCAAGGAUUGGGAAUAGUAGAAAAAUAAUGGAGCCAACUUGUUACAUGUACUAUUAUUAUAUUGCCAAGCUCGUGCACCUGAGAUGCAGAGAGACAAGGGUCAACUUGGGUCUGUUAUUCAUUGUAUUCGAAUGUGGCAAAUUACAUGUAUAUGUAUAUUUAUGUGAAUGUGAAUAAAAUCCAAUAUUUUUUA
This is a messenger RNA of Lineus longissimus, 3473 nucleotides long. Its product is annotated as protein FAM43A-like. The coding region runs from base 431 to 1456 and encodes 341 amino acids. The record is from RefSeq and is a predicted model, not a curated record. Lineage: Eukaryota; Metazoa; Nemertea; Pilidiophora; Heteronemertea; Lineidae. The transcript is spliced from 3 exons.